CGCUGUAGAAAUCUUUAUCACAUUCUCAACUAUAAAACAAUCGCAAUUCGGCAGAGAUGAAGCAGAAAUCGAAUAACGUUCUGUUAGAAUACACACCGCAUCAAUUUAGUAAAAUAUAUAUUUUAAGAAUGAAAUUUCUUGCCGCGUUGUGUUUGGCGCUUUGCCUUUUCGUUGUUGCGUGUCAUGGCGUGCCGGUGGAGAGGGAAACACUGCUGAGUAUUGAAAAGGCGCAGCCAGUGGCUGUAGUGGUCGCGGAAGGUCAGCCUCAAGAGCUGCGACGUGUCGCACGGGGUUUCGGCGGUGGCUUCGGUGGCGGUUAUCCUGGCUUUGGUGGACUUGGCGGUUAUGGCGGUUACCCAGGCUAUGGUGGCUAUGGCGGUUUUCCGGCCUAUGGUGGUUACGGCGGUGGUUACCCUAUUGGUGGCUUCGGUGGAGGUUCGAGCAGUGCCGUUGCAAGCGCUAGUUCGGGUAGUGGUUACCAAUUCUAUGGUUAAGCCAUUGCCACUGGUGUGUCAAUAUUUUAAGUGUUAAUUAAGCGAAUGUAUUUUAAUUAAAAUUAGAGAAACAUAUUAUAUUAAAUUUGUAAUAGUAUGUGAAGAAGUACUAAGUAAAUCUAUGAAAGAAAAUCGUAUG
Messenger RNA from Bactrocera oleae (olive fruit fly), 633 nucleotides. RefSeq names its product claw keratin. NCBI's taxonomy places the organism in Eukaryota, Metazoa, Arthropoda, Insecta, Diptera, Tephritidae. The record is from RefSeq and is a predicted model, not a curated record.